Esox lucius (northern pike) is the source of this 7371-nucleotide messenger RNA. It is a transcript of the gene raph1b, whose product is annotated as Ras association (RalGDS/AF-6) and pleckstrin homology domains 1b. The record is from RefSeq and is a predicted model, not a curated record. The transcript has 18 exons. Gene Ontology annotation, cellular component: plasma membrane; cytosol. Bases 447 to 5183 code for a protein of 1578 amino acids. Gene Ontology annotation, biological process: signal transduction. Lineage: Eukaryota; Metazoa; Chordata; Actinopteri; Esociformes; Esocidae.
UUCAUCCAUCUGUUUAGAGAAGUGCUUGCUCACUCCUAGGAUAGCGCCAUUGAUUAGUCGAGUCUGGAUUCUGGGCUGGACAGGAAACGCGAGACGCAUAGUGUGUAUCGCCCAACAAUCCUGGGAAAGAAUGGGAUAGAGAAUGGGAAGAAGUCUAUGUGCAAACGGAGUUUGUAUGACAAGCGGUUAGUGAAAAAAGAGAUGAGGACAGCGGACACUAGAGUUAUUUAAAUUGAUGCACAGAAGCGUGUUAUUUGGACCAAUAAAUCAUAUAAUUUCCUCGGCAAUCCUGUGAUUACUGCGUUUGGUUUUCAUCAUCCAUUGGGGAGAAAGAACAGAAGACGAGCCGCUGUGUUGAAUUCCAAAUUAAUUGAGAUUUAAGUUUGACCGUCAUUGAUUCGUUGGUCGUGUUUCCUAAGCGGGACCAAGCAAGAGACACACCAAAGAUGGCAGACGUGUCGGACGAUGAGCUGGAACACGGCGCCGAGGAGGAGGACAGCGAUAAGGAGGACCAGGACCUUGACAAGAUGUUCGGAGCCUGGCUGGGGGAGCUGGACAAACUCACACAGAGUCUGGAUGACGGCAAGCCACAGAAGCCAGUCCAGAAAGCUCCCCUCAGACAGGAGACCAACAUGGCCAACUUCUCCUACCGCUUCUCCAUGUACAACAUCAACGAGGCUCUGAACCAAACGACUGAAACCGUAGACCUGGAUGCCCUGAUGGCCGACCUUUGCACCAUAGAACAGGAGCUCAGCACAAUCGGCAAGCCCAACGCUGCCCGCCAGGUUAAAGGUCAACAGCGUGGACUCGCAGGUCGCAGCGCCAGCGCCCGGCAGACUGGCAGCGGAGGGGGUAGCAGUGGGGGCAGCACCAGUAGCAGUACCAGGGCGUCGCCCGCCUCCACCGUCCGAGGGGGCAGCGUCAACUCCCACGGCCGACCGUCGGCGUCCAACUUCUCGCUGGACGACAUCACGGCCCAGCUGGAGCAGGCGUCGCUCAGCAUGGACGAGGCGGCGCGCCAGACCUCCUCGUCCUCGUCGUCGUCCUCUUCCUCAUACACCUCAGCCACGCUCCGGCGCCCUACGUCCGGUUCCUCGCAGCACCGGAGGACAGGCUCCGUGGGAACGGUCAGCGAACUCGAAGCCGAGGGCCACUCGGCCAGGUCCAGUGUGAAUUCGGCGUCCGCCUCAAGCAUGGACUCACUGGACAUCGACAAGAUGUUGUCUCAGGUACCCGGUGGGGCCGAACAUGGCAGCUCAUCCCCGGGGCCGGAACCACUGCAGGGCCAGGCCAGUACGGAACACUCCUAUCUGGACAAAGAAACCUCCCUCAUUCUGAAAAGCAUUGCAGGAAAGCCUUCUCACCUGCUGACCAAGGAGGAGCAGGCGGCCAAAGUGAAGGCUGAGAAGAUCCGAGUGGCUUUGGAGAAAAUCAAGGAGGCGCAAGUCAAAAAGCUGGUCAUCCGGGUGCACCUGUCGGACCAGAGCUCCAAGACCAUGAUGGUGGACGAGAGGCAGACUGUCAGGCAGGUGCUGGACAGCCUGCUGGACAAGUCCCACUGUGGCUACAGCUCCGACUGGUCCCUGGUGGAGACCAUCAGCGAACUGCAGAUGGAGCGGAUCUUUGAGGACCACGAGAACCUGGUGGAAAACCUGCUCAACUGGACCAGGGACAGCCACAACAAACUGAUGUUCAUUGAACGCAUCGAGAAGUACGCCCUCUUCAAGAACCCCCAGAACUACUUGUUGGGGAGGAAGGAGACAUCUGAAAUGGCUGAUAGGAAUAAAGAGGCUCUACUAGAGGAAUGUUUCUGUGGCAGCUCAGUGUCUGUCCCGGAGAUAGAGGGAAUCCUUUGGCUUAAGGAGGACGGCAAGAAGUCUUGGAAGAAGCGAUACUUCCUGCUCCGCGCAUCAGGAAUCUACUACGUGCCCAAAGGCAAAGCCAAGUCCUCCAGGGACCUGGUUUGCUUUCUCCAGCUGGACCAUGUCAACGUGUACUACGGUCAGGACUACCGCAGCAAAUACAAGGCCCCCACGGAUUACUGCCUGGCCCUCAAGCACCCCCAGAUCCAGAAGAAGUCGCAGUACAUCAAGUACCUGUGCUGUGACGACGUCAGGACCCUCCACCAAUGGGUGAACGGCAUUCGCAUCGCCAAGUACGGGAAGCAGCUGUACGUCAACUACCAGGAGGCGGUGAAACGCACAGAGGCUGCCUACGACUGGUCCUCCCUCUCCACCUCCAGCAUCCGAUCUGGCUCCAGCUCAGGCUCGGCCAGUCUGCCUGAGUCCCAGUCGAACCAUUCCGGUCAGUCGGACAGUGGGGUGGACAUGGCCUCCAGCCACGGGCGCUCCCAGAGCGUGGUCAGUUCCAUUUUCUCAGAGGCCUGGAAGAGAGGAACCCAGAUGGAGGAGAACAACAGGAUGAGGGAAUCCACCCGAGGGGCCACCCUUCCGCACCCUGCCCAUGCACACCGCCAGACCCCACAUCUGGAGACUCCUGGCCCAGCACCCCCGCAGCAUCUGUCACAACAUCUACAGCAGACACCACAACAGCCGCCCCCGCAGCAGCAACAGCCCCCGCAGCAGCAACAGCCCCCGCAGCAGCAACAGCCCCCGCAGCUGCAGCAGCCCCCGCAGCAGCCCCCGCAGCAGCAACAGCCCCCGCAGCAGCCCCCGCAGCAGCAGCAGCCCCCGCAGCAGCAGCAGCCCCCGCAGCAGCAACAGCCCCCGCAGCAGCAACAGCCCCCGCAGCAGCAACAGCCCCCGCAGCAGCAACAGCCCCCGCAGCAGCAACAGCCCCCGCAGCAGCAGCAGCCCCCGCAGCAGCAGCAGCCCCCGCAGCAGCAGCAGCCCCCGCAGCAGCAGCAGCCGCCGCAGCAGCAGCCGCCGCAGCAGCAGCCGCCGCCACAGCAGCCGCCGCCACAGCAGCCGCCGCCUCCACAGCAGCAACCACACCCCCAAAUCAACAGCGGCAACACCUACCCGGUUUCCCCCCAGCCACUGGGAGGCGCCUCCCCCCCGACUCAACCGCAGCUGCCACUUCACAUCCGCAGCAGUUACACCCAGCAGCUGUCUCCCGAACCGCCUGGUGUCUGCCCCUAUGCCGAGCCUCCCCAGCCGAUGCGGCAGCCAUCUCCUCCGCCCCCACCUCCCCCGCCCCCACCGCCCCCACCGCCCCUACCAGCCAGCAGCACCCCCCACCACUCGGGCCCUACCGUCUUCGCCAAGUACAGUACCAUCACCCGGCUCCAGAACCAGAACGCCGCCCACCAGGCAGCCAGUCACCACAGGGUGCAGACCGGCAGCCACCACAGCGCGCCCCCGGGGCCGGCAAAAGCACCGCCUCCUUCCCAGCAGGUGGUGAAUGCCCCGCCUCCCCCGCCACCACCUCCCCCGCCCUCUAUGCCCGCUUUCGGCUCAGCCAUGGCUGCCCUGAGGCUUGGGCCCCCCGGCUCGGCCGCCCCGCCCCAGUUUGUCUCGCCACCCCCGCCGCCCCCGUCAGCGCUUAGCAACGGCUUCCCCCCACCCCCUCCUCCUCCGCCAGCCCCCGUCCCAGGAAUGUGCCCGCCAUCCUACGGCACCAACCCAUUCCAACAGGCGCUGAAGUUCCCCAGUCCUCCCCCGCAGGACCUCGCUGACGACGAACUGGUCGAGUCGACCCCGGCACCACCUCCUCCUCCGCCGCCCCCUCCUCCACCACCACCGCCUCCCCCUCCUCCUCCACCGCCUCCUCAACAGUUUCUGGGCUCUGCACCUCCACCACCACCUCCUCCUCCACCUCCUCCCCCACAGCAGCAGUACCCACCCGCGCCUGCUCCUCCUCCAGCCCCGAGGAAAACCUUCUCCCCGGGCUUUCUGCCCCACCUCGGUGUUCUGAAGCCCCUGUCCCCCGUUUCCCCUCUCCCUCCCGCUCCGGCUCCCCCCCCUCCUCCGGUUUCAAUGAAGAAGCAGUCCAGCCUCCAGAUAGGCCACACCCCCCACCAGCCCCCUCCCACCUUGCCCAAGCAGCACAGCCUCUCCAAGCCGCCUCCCCUGUCCUUCAUGGCUCCGCCCACAGGCUCCUCCCUGGUCAAGCAGAUGGCAAGCCAGUUCCCAGGGUCCACACUGUCGACCAAUCACAUCGAGAUCUCAAAGGCACCCCUUUCCCCUCCCGCCGUGAAGACCAAACCUAGGUGGCAGCCGGGGGGGGGGCAGGCCCCGCAGCCGCUCCCAGAGUUCCCCCCGCCCCCUUCUGAGAGCAGCCUGCCUUUCCCUCCUCCGCCUGGCCCUGCUCCUCCGCCUCCCCCACUGCCCCCCGGCAACCUUGGCUCGCCCCUGAAGAGAUCACCCUCUGGCUCCUCCGCCUCUUCCUCGGGUUCCUCCGGUUGGGGGGGCAGGAAGCCCACCCCCGUCACACCCCAGAGGGCCUCAAGCGUCAAGUCCAACUCCUCAGCGGAGUACCAGGAGUCCCGCAGGAACCUUCUCAGCAAGUUUGCCCCACAGUCCUCCCCCUCCACCUCCCUGCCUUAUCCUGCCUCCUCCUCAGGUAUUUCUCCCUCCCCGGCUGGCCCCCCGGCGCCCCCUAAGCCCGGCAAGCUAAACUUCGCCAACCUGCCCCCUGCUCUGCAAUCCAAAGUAGGACAAGCGGGCCAACAGUGCCUGCCCACGUCCAACUUUCCUCGCCCUCUGCCUGACUCCGGUGGGCCUUACUUCCCCCCUCCCCCUCCGGCCUCUGACCUCUUCCCCCCUCCCCCUCCUCCGCUCCCCAAUGACGGGCACACAGGGGCGCCUAAAGUGGCAGUGGUCAACCCGCAGCCAAAAGUACCCCCGCCCCCUCCCGGACCCCCUCCCCCUGCCACCAUCAACUCCUCCUGGAGCAAGGGCUCCCUGAAGAAGGCUCCUCCCCCUACGCUGCAGCGGAGCCAGCCGCCAACCUCGCCCCCGAAGGGCAACGGCAACGCCAGCGGGCCCCAGCCGGGUAAUUUCAUGGACGACCUUCACCGGACUCUGAAGCGCAAGUCAUCCAACCGGCAGGGCCUUAAACCUGAGCCAGCCGUGGGCUGCGCGGACGACUCGGAGUCUACCUUGCCCCCGCCGCCACCCGAGCUGCUAUCGGAGGGGAACGUCCCAGGCUAUGCAACGCUUCGGCGGGGGCCCCCGCCAGCCCCGCCUAAAAGGGGGGACCACACCAAACUAACACACUGAGAAGGGGAGCUGUAGACGAGGGGACUUGUUGUCGGCUGACACCUGCUUGUGACUCUUUUGGUAGAGGAGCUGCUGUCUGCCGAUCAAACAGGAAACUGACGAGCUGGAACUCACCAGGUUCGUGAAGGCCUCAAUGUGUAAAUAAGGAAUCGCCAAAACCAUGUAUCAGCUUCUUCUUCGCCAUAUCGUCUGUGCCACAUAAUCGGAACCAUAAUUUGUGACGACGCAAGGAUUUCAUUUGCAUUGGUACUGCAUGAACCUCCUGUAAAAUACGAGGUGUGUUUGUGUCUGAAAGAGAGCGAGCCCAGUUAAGACCUCUGUAAUAGGGAUUGUUAGUUUUGCCUCUGUUUUUGUAUGAAAUUAUUUAAUACUUAAUGGGGAUGUUCUUAUUUUAUAGUUGUUUUCAAAAGCUAGUUGGCUAAAGUCAAAUUUGUCAUGAAGAAAAAGUCUCAUGCAUGUUUUAGAGAUGGAUAAGUGAAGGUUAGGGGAGGUUGUUUGAAGGAGUGUCUUAAGAAUACCCAGAAAGCUUUGUAAAUGUUUCUUAAGCAUUCCCUGAAUAUUCUACAAGGCUCUUGCUCUCUGGGUUGCGAUUCAGCAAUGUGUGAAUCAAGAAGGAGGCCUUUUAUCACAGACAAUUGCACAGACUUUUAAAACAAUCUCCAAAAAACUGGAGAUUCCCUUAUCCCAAAGGCAGGAAACCAUGACUGUGCAACUGGAAAAAUGAGUGAAUUUUUUGAUUUGCAUUUUUUAAGGACAAUUGUUUUUUUAUUUUUAUUUAAUUCAUAGAAAAUGUGGCUUAACCGAAGACAUGACUGAAACGUGACGAGGCUUGUCAUGUGUAUCAUGUGUGUAUCUUUGAAGGCCCUGUAAGUUUUCGGGGUGUGUGUGUCUUGUUGGUUUGACCUAUGACCUGACCUGCUUCUGUAUCGUGUUCAUUAGGCAUCAAGCAUAAGAAUGCCGAACAUGAAACGGCGAGGGUCUGGUCCAAUAAGAAACAUAUUUUUUCAUUGCAAAAUGUUUUGAAACGUUUUGGUGCCUAAUGAACCUGAUCAGCUUCUGUUUUAUAUCUGUACGUAACAGCUCCGCUUCUCUCCCAUUGGCCUCUGACGCCUUUUGAAUAUCACAUGACAAGGCCACAGAAAUAGAAUGUCCACAUAGCUGGGCUGCUUGCUAGUGGUUGAAAUGUAGACAACAAAUUAUUGCUUGAAAGUAUUUAACAUUGCUUUGAGAAUUGUUGAUGCUGUUGUCAGUAACGUCACAUUUCAAGCUGACUAGCAGAAAAUCCCCCACAAAUUCCCACCUGGCUUGCAAAAACAAAAUGUUCUUCCUACUGGUUUGUCACACAUCCUGUUUUCAUGACCUGAACUUCUGAGUGUGGUGCUGCCUCCGGCUUCUCCCACUGAAAUGCAGUUCGGAGACGGGGCUGGCUGUUCCGCACUCAGCCAGGAACAGAAAGGCGUGGCCGGGGUUUUUUCUUGCAGUGAAGCCUUCAUUUCAAGGGUGCUAGUGUUUAUCGUCUUAAAAAGCCCGGAUAUAAAGGAGCCGACAUCUUAAAAUGCUUGACGUUCCAAUUCUAAAUGUGUCCACCAGAGUCGGUUUUCCCCGGAUCAUAUUUAUAUAGGCAUUCGUUGAGUUUCCACCAUUGUUUAACCCAUGCUCUUAAGUAGAAUGGUGGAGAACCCAGGUAAUUAGAGCCCAAGAUAUAGUGACUGUAACCGCAUAAAUCUGAAGGACCGCAAUGAGAACUAAAGUGGACCAUGAAUGCUGCGGUACCACAUCUACAUACAUAAAACAUGCUGUCAUAUUAUCUUGCAUAUUCCAUUGUCUCUCUGCUCUUGGGAUGCUCUGUAUUGGCGUAGGUUGAAGUUGGCCCUAGUCCCUGAUCCUGGAUCAGUUUUUUGUUUGCCUCACCAAUAGUUAAGGUUAGGAUUGGGGUGAAGCUUAUCCUGGAUCUGUACCUAGGGGAAACUUCACCAGUGUAUUUCCAUGACUGAAUAUCAUCUUGCUUUCCAGGUUGUCGGUUUUGCAGUAUGUUGAAAUGAAGUAGAGAUUUAAUUGUUGUACUGUUGUAUCAGAUAUUGGGGGCCAAGUGAAACGAAAUGAAGUAAAACAGGAAGAAUGCAGACGAAAUGUCUGUUCAUGCAUAUAAACCGAAGAUCACAAUAUAAAUGUUAAAACCAUACCUCAA